Molecule: messenger RNA, 6425 nt
Organism: Nelumbo nucifera (sacred lotus)
Lineage: Eukaryota; Viridiplantae; Streptophyta; Magnoliopsida; Proteales; Nelumbonaceae
Product: RIBOSOMAL RNA PROCESSING 5
Biological process (GO): rRNA processing
Cellular component (GO): small-subunit processome; nucleolus
Molecular function (GO): RNA binding; protein binding
Source: RefSeq, a predicted model, not a curated record
UAAAACCCUUAUUAACCCCCCGCCGCUCGCGUUCCAAGCCAAACAAAGAAAAGAACUCGGAGACGCAGUAACAUCUAACAACUACAAGCAAAGAGCUGUUCCCUCUUCCGAAACUCUGAAAUCCUCAGAGAUGCCCGCACAUCAUAAGGUACCGAAGAAGAAAUCCAGAGAUGGUCUAAAACCACAUAAAAACUUCAAAAAGGACCGCAAGAUCAAGCAGAAGUCAGAAGACACUGUUGUGUCGGAAGGUUUGCCUCUGCAAAUCGACGACGACGUCCCGGAUUUUCCACGAGGAGGGGGGAGAGUGCUGAGUCGUCAGGAGAUCGAUGAAGUUCGUGCAGAGGUCGACGCCGAGUUCGAAGUGGAGGAGAGGGGGUCGAGGAAGAAAAAGAAGCAGCAGCAGAAGAAAAGUUAUGCGACAGAAAAUGACUUGGGUUCACUCUUUGGCGAUGGUAUUACUGGGAAGCUACCCCGCUUCGCCAAUAGGGUCACUUUGAAGAAUGUCUCACCUGGAAUAAAGCUUUGGGGUGUCAUUGCUGAAGUGAACCAGAAAGAUCUUGUUGUUAGUCUUCCGGGGGGGUUACGAGGGUUGGUCCGUGUAAAUGAAGCAUCUGAUCUUGUUUCAGAUGGUGAUAUUAAGGAUGCUGAAAGUAACUUACUAUCUAACAUAUUUUAUGUUGGGCAACUUGUUUCUUGCAUCGUCUUGCAAGUCAGUGAUGAUAAAGUAGAAGAAAAAGGGAAAAGAAAAAUCUGGCUUUCUGUGCGUCUUUCCUUACUGCAUAAAGGCCUAACCUUGGAUGUGAUUCAGGAAGGGAUGGUGCUGACAGCAUAUGUGAAAAGUAUUGAAGACCAUGGUUUCAUUCUUCAUUUUGGGUUGUCUUCCUUCACUGGAUUUUUGCCGAUAAAAAGAGAAGCUGAUGGUGGUGAGAUAAAGCUGAACUCUGGACAACUUGUACAAGGGGUUGUUAGAAGCAUCGAUAAGUCUCGUAAAGUUGUUUAUCUGAGUUCUGAUACUGAUGUGGUGUCUAAAUGUGUGAUCAAGGAUCUUAAGGGUAUCUCACUCGAUCUUCUAGUUCCAGGCAUGAUGGUUAAUGCUCGCGUACAGUCAACCCUUGAAAAUGGAAUUAUGCUAUCAUUCCUUACAUAUUUUACAGGAACUGUUGAUAUUUUUCAUUUACAAAAUUCUUUUCCUGCCACAAACUGGAAGGAUGACUACAAUCAAAAUAAGAAGGUUAAUGCUCGGAUAUUAUUUAUUGAUCCAUCAAGCAGGGCUGUUGGUCUAACAAUGAAUCCUCACCUUCUUUGUAACAAGGCUCCUCCGGCGAAUGUUAAAGCUGGAGAUAUUUAUGAUAGUUCACGAGUAGUUAGAGUUGAUAGGGGUCUUGGCCUCUUGCUUGAAAUUCCUUCUAUUCCAGUAUCAACUCCCGCAUAUGUCAGUAUAUCUGAUGUGGCUGAUGGAGAGGUUCGAAAGUUGGAGAAAAAGUUCAGGGAAGGGAGUCAAGUUCGUGUUCGGGUUCUUGGCUUCAGACAUUUAGAGGGAUUGGCAAUGGGGAUCCUAAAGGCUAGUGCUUUUGAAGGAUCGGUAUUCACCCACUCCGACGUCAAACCUGGUAUGGUGGUGAAGGCAAAGGUCAUCGCCGUUGAGAGCUUUGGUGCUAUUGUGCAGUUCUCUAGUGGUGUGAAGGCUCUUUGUCCUCUUCCACAUAUGUCAGAAUUUGAUAUUGCAAAGCCUGGGAAGAAAUUCAAGGUUGGAGCUGAGCUAGUGUUUCGUGUGCUAGGCUGCAAGUCCAAGAGAAUCACUGUUACACACAAGAAAACACUUGUGAAAUCAAAGUUGGGAAUUCUUGGUUCAUAUGCUGAUGCUACUGAUGGAUUAAUUACACAUGGGUGGAUCACCAAAAUUGAGAAACAUGGAUGCUUUGUCAGAUUUUACAAUGGAGUGCAGGGAUUUGCCCCCAGGUCUGAACUUGGAUUAGAGUUGGGUUGUGAAGCGGCUGCGAUAUAUCAUGUUGGACAAGUUGUGAAAUGUAGGGUCAUAAGUGCUAUUCCUGCUUCACGAAGAAUCAACCUUAGUUUCAUAUUAUCUCCAAGGCCUUCUAUGGGUGACUCAGUGGAGUUGGGUAGCUUGGUUUCUGGUGUUGUGGAGAGGUUGACUCCUACCGCAGUUAUUGUGCAUGUAAGUGGAAAAGGUUACCUGAAGGGAACUGUACUCACUGAACAUUUGGCAGAUCAUCAAGGGCAAGCUACUUUAAUGAAGUCAAUUCUCAAGCCUGGCUACGAAUUUGAUGAAUUGUUGGUUCUAGAUAUUGAUGGUAGCAAUCUGGUAUUAUCAGCAAAAUAUUCUCUUAUAAACUCUGCUAAGCAGCUCCCAGUGGAUCUCAUGCAGGUUCAUCCUCAUUUAAUAGUCCAUGGUUAUAUCUGUAAUAUAAUUGAAGCUGGUUGCUUUGUUCGCUUUCUUGGGCGCCUCACUGGUUUCUGUCCUAAAAAUAAAGCAACUGAUGAUGGAAGAGCUAACCUUUUCGAAACCUUUUAUGUUGGGCAAUCUGUUCGCAGUAAUAUACUCAAUGUUGACAUUGAAUUAGGCAGAAUUACACUGUCACUGAAGCAGUCAUCUUGCUUUUCAAUGGAUGCAUCGUUUAUGCAAGAAUAUUUUACUCUUGAAGAGAAGAUUGCCAAGCUACAAAUGCCAGAAUCAGAAAAUUUUGAUUCCAAUUGGGUGAAAAGUUUCAAUACCGGGACUAUUGUGGAAGGAGAGAUUCAUGAAACAAAAGAAUUUGGUGUUGUUCUUAGUUUUAAGGAGCAUACUGAUGUUUUUGGUUUCAUUGCACAUUAUCAAUUAUGUGGGACAAAUCUGGAAAUAGGCUCUACUGUUCGAGCUGUGGUCCUCGACAUUUCUGUGGCUGAACACCUGGUUGACUUAUCACUUAAGCCAGAAUUUAUUUGUGGGAUUGAAGAAGAAGGCUCUAAGAGCAGGACCUCUAAGAAGAAGCGCAAAAGAGUUGCAUCUGCUGACCUGGAGGUCCAUCAGACUGUGAAUGCAAAUAUAGAGAUUGUUAAAGAGAAUUAUUUGGUCCUCUCAAUCCCGGAGUAUAGUUAUGCUAUUGGCUAUGCAUCAACUAUUGAUUAUAAUACACAAAAGCUUCCCCAGAGAAGCUUCGUGAAUGGACAAAGUGUUGUUGCAACUGUUGCGGCUCUUGCGAGCCCCUUGACAUCUGGAAGACUGCUUCUACUUCUCAAGUCUCUAAGUGAAGCUUCAGAGACCUCUAGUUCAAAAAGAGCCAAAAAGAAAUCUAGCUAUAAAGUGGGAUCUCUUGUUGAGGCUGAGAUUACUGACAUAAAACCUCUUGAACUGCGGUUGAAAUUUGGCAUUGGUUUUCGUGGGAGGGUGCAUAUAACUGAGGUAAAUGAUCACCAUUUUGUUGAGGAUCCCUUCAGUAAAUUUAAAGUUGGGCAACAGCUGACAGCAAGGAUUGUUGCAAAAUUUAAUCAAUCAGAAAAGAACAGAAAAGCUUGCCAGUGGGAACUCUCUCUCCGCCCUACAUUACUUUCAGGUGCCAGCGAGCUUGAGGAUGGGGUAAUCACUGAUGAUUUUAACUUUUCAAUUGGAAAGCUUGCUACUGGUUAUGUGGUUAAAGUGGAUAAGGAGUGGGUGUGGUUGACAGUAUCUAGACAUGUGAAGGCUCAUCUAUUUCUUCUUGAUAGUUCGUGUGAACCAAGUGAACUUAUAGACUUUCAGAAACGAUUUUAUGUUGGGAAAGCUGUUUCUGGUCAUGUGUUAAACAUUAAUAAAGAGAAAAAACUUUUACGUUUGAUACCGCACCCACUAUCAAUUGUUUCUAAUGCAACACUUGGCAACAAAAUUACCAAGAAGGAUGAUCCAGAAAGUAUUAUUUCAAAUGAGUUUGUUACCGAACAUAUUCAUGAAGGUGAUGUACUUGGUGGCAGAAUUAACAGAAUUCUUCCUGGUGUUGGUGGAUUACUUGUGCAAAUUGGACCUCAUCUUCAUGGGAAGGUUCAUUUUACUGAGCUUGCAGAUGAAUGGUUAUCUAAUCCUCUGCUUGAAUAUCAAGAAGGACAGUUUGUGAAAUGCCAAGUUUUGGAAAUCAUUCGUUCAACCAAGGGUUUGUUGCAUGUAGAUUUGUCAUUACGUGCUACUUCCUUGGAAGGUAUCCAAUCUCCAAAAUCUGUGGGACUCAAUAAUGAUUUGAAUUCUCUUAUAAGCCGAGUGAAAAGGAUUGAGGAUAUUCAUCCUAACAUGGCCGUGAAGGGUUAUGUUAAGAAUGUUACUUCAAAAGGUUGUUUCAUCAUGCUUUCGCGCAAGAUUGAUGCAAAAAUUCUCCUAUCAAAUUUAUCUGAUGGAUUUAUUGAAAAUCCCGAGGAGGAGUUCCCUGUUGGAAAACUUGUAUCUGGAAAGGUGUUGUCUGUUGAACCUUUGUCUAAGAGAGUUGAAGUCACUCUAAGAACGGAGAAUACAAGCAGUGCAUCGAAGAUUGACAUGUGUGAUCUAAGCAGUCUACAUGUUGGAGAUGUUAUUUCUGGCAGGAUCAAGCGGGUUGAGACAUAUGGUUUAUUUAUCAUAAUUGAUCCCACAAACUUGGUUGGGUUGUGCCAUGUUUCAGAACUUUCUGAUGAUCACAUUGACAACAUUGGAAGUAAAUAUAGAGCAGGGGAGAGAGUUAUGACAAAGAUUCUGAAGGUAGACAAGGAAAGACAGAGAAUUUCUCUUGGAAUGAAGAAUUCUUACUUGAGCGAUGAUACCAGUGUUGACCUUUUGAAUAGAAAUAUUGAUGAAAACAAACAUGAAAAUGGCUUGGUUGAUGAUCCUUUGGUUAGCAUUUCCCAAGAGAGAAGUGCAUGUGGGAUCCAAGAUUCUGAUCCUGAUUAUGGGAGUAGAGAAUGCGAAGUCCUUGCACAAGCAGAAUCAAGGGCUUCUAUUCUUCCUCUUGAUGUUAAUCUUGAUGAUGUAGAUGGCUCUGAUUUGGAUAAUGCAGUAAAUAGAGCUGAAGAACAUGACAACGAGACUGCUACCAUUUCUGAGAAGAACAAGAGGCGGGCAAAGAGGAAAGCAAAGGAAGAAAGGGAGCUUGAAAUUAGAGCUGCCGAGGAAAGACUUCUUGAAAAGGACAUUCCAAGGACAUCUGAUGAAUUUGAGAAAUUGGUUAGAAGCUCCCCUAAUAGCAGCUUUGUUUGGAUUAAGUACAUGGCCUUUGCUCUGUCUGUGUCUGAUGUUGAGAAAGCUCGUUCAAUUGCUGAAAGGGCUUUAAGUACCAUAAACAUCCGCGAGGAGAACGAAAAAUUGAAUAUUUGGGUGGCUUACUUUAAUUUGGAAAAUGAAUAUGGAGAACCUCCACAGGAGGCUGUCAUGAAAACAUUCCACAGGGCAUUACAGUAUUGUGAUCCAAAAAAGGUGCAUCUAGCAUUGUUAAACAUGUAUGAAAGGACUGAACAAUAUAAUCUAGCUGAUGAGCUUCUGAACAAAAUGGUCAAGAAAUUCAAGCAUUCUUGCAAGGUCUGGUUAAGGCGAGUACAGAGUCUCUUGAAGCAAGGGAAAGAUGGAGUUCAAUCAGUUGUCAGUCGUGCUCUUCUAUGCCUUCCUAAGAAUAAGCAUAUAAAAUUCGUCUCUCAUACAGCCAUUCUUGAGUUCAAGUUUGGUGUACCUGAUAGAGGGCGAUCCGUUUUUGAGGAAAUACUGCGGGAAUACCCGAAGAGGACAGACUUGUGGAGUAUCUAUCUUGAUCAAGAGGUUAGACUUGGAGAUGCGGACAUUAUUCGUGCAUUAUUUGAGAGAGCAGUAAGUUUGCGUCUUCCACCGAAAAAAAUGAAGUUUAUAUUCAAGAAGUAUCUCGAGUAUGAGAAAUCUUGUGGCCAUGAAGAACGAGUUGAAUAUGUUAAGAGGAUAGCAAUUGAGUACGUGGAGAAUUCACUUGCUUGAUGACUGGUCAAACCAUCUCGAGAUGAGAAUGAUUUGCUGACUCAAUUCUAUUGAAGAAAAGUCAGAUGUGCCUUUGUGUACCAUCUUAGAGAAGAGAACCCUGCCCUUCUCAAAUUAGGGAUGUCAAUGCCCAACAGGUCAAGAGCAACAAUUCCGGGCAAUCUUGUACAGACUACAGAGAGAAGUUCAAUGUAAUUAUUACGGCAAUGACUGUAAAAUGUUAUUUUUCAUUCCUAUGCAGUGAGAGGGUAAUUUGAGGUGGAAAGAGAUGUCUGAAAUCUAAGGUCAGAUUUCAUGAUUUCAUCUCUGCGGCAUGCUGUCAUUCAGCAAUUUUUCUCGUGUAAAAACACAUUAUGGACUAUGGAGCUUCAUGAGAAAUUUUUGUAAUUUACGGGAUAAACGAAAGGGGUUGGCAGACCAUAGUGUAUUUAAGCUCGAGUAUCCGUUAAAUUAAGGCCCAAGAGGCCAAGAUUGUUAAUCGUGUUCUUGCUCA